AUGGACAUGGACAACAGAGACAGAGGAAGGCCAUAUAUAUUCCCACCAAUACCGCAGUCGUGUCCAUUCACUAUUUGCCGCCUGUCUCACGAGCACAAUGGAUCGUCCGAGGAUGGACACGCCGCCCGUUCGGGUUGGUGGCUGAUCCGCGAGCAUGACGAGUAUGGAGAGUAUCCUCAUAUCUACGCAAAGAUCUGUCGAAUAACGAUGACGACAAAUCAAUCUCAAUCUCGGCAGGCUGCCGUUAGAGAUGGCAGUGCGCCUGUUGGAUCUGUUGGAUCUAGCAGGUCCAAGAAAGGCAACAAGCCAGAGCCAGAGACGCUGACGGGCGACGGCGGCGAAGGAAACCGUCACUCCUACUCCGAGGUUAUUGUCCUCAGCGACACGGGCUGUGGAACAGAGGUUUCCAACGAUCCAGGGAGUCAUGACCAUAGUCAUGGAUCGUGUCUUACUGCCCCUGCUGCUACUACUGCCGAUGAUAAUACCGCCGAAAGGGGCCACCGGCGCCGCCAACCAGCUGUAUGGAAUCUAGGCACGUUUCUCGAAUACACACUCAACCCAGGCGGACGAAUUCCAUAUCUCGUCAUAACCACGCAAUGUCACUAUGAUCACAUCAUGGGCAUUUGGAAGCUACCACCACCGCCAAGGAGGUAUCUGCUGAGGCAGCCUUCCGAACCCUCGCAGCUGCUGCAGGAACAGAGCGAGAGCUACAAAAACACUGUGCUUGAGGGGAGAGAUGGUGGUAAGGAUAGUAUGGCACUGGCAUCGUUCGACCAAAAACAUCGAGCGCUACCGCAGCCCACGACGACGACAAUGACGACAAUACUCGCUUCGUCGCGUGCGAAACAUUCUGUCACACCGUACUCCAAUCUCCAGCGAUACAGCCUCUGUGAGAAACUAGGUCUCCAGGCUCCCCGGUACGCCGUGGGUAUAUGGGCUCAAGACAUGCAACGGGUCGUGUAUACGCCGCCGCCACCGUCGCCGUCUGCUGACUCAGGCGGAGGAAGAGACGAAGAUGAUGACGCGGAGGAUGGCGCGGUCAACAUCUCUACGGGGAUAACAAUUCUACAUACGCCAGGCCACACUCCGGACUCGUUGGCGUGGUAUGAUGAGGGUACGCGGACCCUAUGUGUUGGCGACAGUUUCUAUUUGAAACAAACAGGAACAACUCGCUCGGCCGCCUGGGGCCCGGAGCCGCCCAUGCCUAUAAUGUUCAAUAUGGAUAGUCUCCUCGCGAGUUGGUGGGAGAGCGCUAAGAAGAUCCUGGAUUUUGUAAAACAGAAGAACAAUGUCGGCUCUUGUGAAGACGACGAGGAAGACGGCUGGGUCCUCGUCAACACUAAAUCCCCUUUUGACUCCUACGCCUCUACUAAGGCAUCCUCCCGCCCAGCCCGCGUCAGGCUCUGCGCAGCACAUACCACCGCCUUGGUAGAUGCCGAGGCCGCAAUUUGUGCCGCCAUGUCGUUCAUGAGACGGAUCUUGCGCGACGAAGUUCCGUGCAAGCGUGUUUCCGAUGCUCGAAGAAGGGGAGAGGAGCGAUGGCUAUGGGAUGAUGAUCUUCAGCCUAAUAAGCAUGACAGAGACGGACUUGGCCAUCAUGAUGAAGAAGACGCAGGUGGAUCGGGACGCCGUCAAGGCAAGAAAGGAAAAGUAGACAGAGACGAAGAAGGCAUCGACGUUAAGGGUCCGAACUGCAACAUUGAUACCUUUGGUGAGUAUGCUUACAGUGUCCUGGCGCCUCUCGGCGUUAUUGAAAAGGGGAGAAGACGGAUACCCAAAGAUGAAUGGGGAUUGGCAGAGACAAAAGCGGCGGAGACGUAG
This is a messenger RNA of Exophiala dermatitidis NIH/UT8656, 1821 nucleotides long. RefSeq lists its product as uncharacterized. The coding region runs from base 1 to 1821 and encodes 606 amino acids. The record is from RefSeq and is a predicted model, not a curated record. Lineage: Eukaryota; Fungi; Ascomycota; Eurotiomycetes; Chaetothyriales; Herpotrichiellaceae. The transcript has a single exon.